Molecule: messenger RNA, 417 nt
Organism: Teleopsis dalmanni
Lineage: Eukaryota; Metazoa; Arthropoda; Insecta; Diptera; Diopsidae
Exons: 3
Source: RefSeq, a predicted model, not a curated record
AAGUUAAUUAAUUAAAUUCAUUAAUUAUAUUACCAACGCACAAUGAAGCUACUUGUAAGAACAUUAAUAAUUUUUUGUCUUCUAGUUUUAGUAUUGAGUUCGAAAAAAAAUUCGAAAGACUGUAGCAAAUAUAAAAAAUGCGAAAAAGAAGAAAAACCCAUUUGUGUUUUAGAUAAAAUCAAUGUUUGCUUCAAGCAUUUCGACUCAAAGUGCGAUAUGAAGUACUCAGCCUGCCAAUAUGAUAAAGAAUAUAUUAUUUAUGUAGAAGCUUAUUGUGAUUUAACUACAUUUAUGUGUGAGCCAGAGCUUGAAGAAUACCUCAAUGAAUGGUCGGCAACCGAGAAUAUAAAUGAAACAAUCUAUAGUAUCUAUAAAACAACUGAAAAUCCAAACUCAUUACUAAAUAAUAUAGAAAAU